GAUAGCACCGAUCUGUAUGAUCGAUUGGAGAACCAACCGGACUUGACAGUCAGGAGAACGAUCCGUUGCUCGAACGCUUUUGAAAAUAAUACACGAAGCUCCAGCAGGAAAUCUAAUCUUAAGAUUAUGAAUCGAAAAGAGCGAGGCGGAAUUUUAAGGGAAGAACGCGAGCUCUCUUGUAACUGUGAGUAUUAAUUUUUGCCGAUUGGGCGAAGCUCAGACAGAUUUUGGUUAGGGUUUUAAGAAGACGGAGAACCCUGCGUCCAGAAUACCACCUUCUCUAGUUUAACCCAUUUCCAAUUCGGCCGCCUUGGGCACUCCUUUCUUGAGCUACAAUUGACAAUUCUGCUGCCAUCUUCGUUAAAUUUCGUUAUUCUCUUUUCUACAGUCCACUUUUGGGAUCUUCUUGAUCUGUCACUGCCUCCUGAUCUUCAACAGGCUUCGGGUCAAACUAUCCUUUCGUCUUCCAUCUUGAGCAAAGCAUAUUGAUUUGCCAUUUCUCCGGUCGCCCCAUAUUUCUGAAAUGCGAGAUGCCGUUGCCGCCAAUAGUGAAAUCCGAACUUUCGAGCUUCCGAAGGAUCUCUCUCUCGAACCCUUCUGGCUUCAAUCAAUGCCGUCUCAUUUCCAGCCUCAAGGUCGUGUGGCGCAAGGACACCCAUAUAGACGAGGCCAUUGAGAAAGAUAAGAGAUGGCGCCUCUGCUCCAGAGUCGUCAAGGAGGUGCUCAACGAACCUGGCCAGGUAAUCCCCAUAAAGUACUUGGAGAAGAGAAGAGAAAGGUUGCGGCUCACCGUUAAAGUGAAAACCUUCCUCAACCGCUACCCUGGGCUAUUCGAGAUCUACCCAGAUCGAAUAAAGCCUAAAUCUGAGCUCGUCCCCUUUCUCAGAGUUGGCCCCCGUCUUCGUCAGUUUAUCGACGACGAGAAAAGGAUCAGAGCGGAGAACGAACCGCUCGUUGUCGCGAAAUUGAGCAAAUUAUUAAUGAUGUCGAAGCACAAAGUGGUCAGUGCCGAUAAGCUGGUUCAUGUCAAGAGGGAAUUCGGAUUCCCGGACGAUUUCUUGUGCAGUUUGAUCCCCAAGUACCCUGAGUUGUUCAGAUUGGUAGGUUGUCCGGGCGAAGGGAAAUCGUUUCUGGAGCUGGUUUCUUGGAGGCCGGAGUUUGCCAAGUCUGUGAUCGAAUUAAGGGCGGAGGAGGAAUCCCGGCUUACGGGCAUUCGAAUGAGGCCGGCUUUCAAUGUACAUCUCCCUCCAGGGUUCUUUCUUAAGAAGGAGAUGCGAGAAUGGGUGAGGGAUUGGAUGGAGCUUCCUUAUAUAUCCCCUUAUUCUGAUGCUACCCAUUUGGAUCAAGCUUCACCAGAGAUGGAGAAGAGGACGGUUGGUGUGUUCCAUGAACUUCUUUCUCUUUCACUGCUGCGAAGGGUUCCGGUUCCAAUCUUGGGGAAAUUCUGUGAAGAGUACAGAUUUUCCAAUGCCUUUCCUAAUAUCUUUACUAGGCACUCGGGAAUUUUCUACAUGUCGCUCAAGGAAGGUAUCAAGACUGCUGUGCUGAGGGAAGCAUAUAAGAACAGUGAAUUGAUCGACAAGGAUCCUUUGCACGAGAUAAAGGAUAAGUUUAUGGAAAUGCUGGACGAAGGGCAUCGCGAAUCGUUGGAAACAGAAAGACUAAGACGAGAAUCAGUCCAACGGGAAAUGGAACAGGCAGCCAAUAGUAAUGCAGGUGGCCAGGAUUGGGAGGAGGGAUCUGCAGAGGAUGGUUUCCAAGAAUGCCAAUGAAGUGAUUCUAUGUCCACGACUAUGAAGUUGGCUAUAAUAUGGUUGUAUAAGCAGUAUGUCCAAAAUGAAAAUGGGCACUUCCAUGUGCUAUAACAGGAAUCCAUUGGACAGUCUCGGAUGUAAAGCCAUUAGCUUUGGUUGUAUGUGCCCCUUCUUCUUCUUCUUCUCUCCACCACCAAAAGCAAAAGAGUAAUGCGGCUGUAUAGAAGGACAAUGGCUAUAAGCUUGCAGUGUCGUUCUCGGUGUCGGUGUUGCUGGUUGCUUUGCUGUGGGCUCUGUUAGUGGCAUCGCACGAGAUUGGAUUUUGGAUGGUCUAUGUGAAAUGUAGUGAGGAUAUGAGAGAUUGAUCACUUGACUUGGAAGCAUGCAGGUCCUUAAUGUUCACAUUGCCACUGGCGAGUCAAGGCUGUUUAUUAGUAUAGACCUGCGAGUGGCGCAGCAGUGAGUAAGGGGCUAAGUUUAUAUUGAUGCUAGUUAUUUGAAGAUUGCCUGUCUUGGAACCUGCUAUUUGUAGAAAACCUUCAAUGAAAGCAGUAAGAUGGCUAACUGUUCUUGAGUGCUUCUGGUA
Molecule: messenger RNA, 2340 nt
Organism: Nymphaea colorata (pocket water lily)
Lineage: Eukaryota; Viridiplantae; Streptophyta; Magnoliopsida; Nymphaeales; Nymphaeaceae
Product: protein WHAT'S THIS FACTOR 1 homolog, chloroplastic
Exons: 2
Coding region: 531-1772 (413 amino acids)
Molecular function (GO): RNA binding
Source: RefSeq, a predicted model, not a curated record